This is a messenger RNA of Drosophila eugracilis, 1423 nucleotides long. Its product is annotated as zinc finger CCCH domain-containing protein 15 homolog. Gene Ontology annotation, biological process: cytoplasmic translation. Bases 98 to 1315 code for a protein of 405 amino acids. NCBI's taxonomy places the organism in Eukaryota, Metazoa, Arthropoda, Insecta, Diptera, Drosophilidae. The transcript is spliced from 3 exons. Gene Ontology annotation, cellular component: cytosol. Gene Ontology annotation, molecular function: mRNA binding; metal ion binding. The record is from RefSeq and is a predicted model, not a curated record.
UUUGGUCAGACUGGCCGUCCUCUGGUGCAGCGUGGUUGUGCAAAUUUCGACUUUAUUCUUAGUUUUGAGUUGUUAAAUUCCCGUAUUCCGCUCGAAGAUGCCCCCGAAAAAGGCUCCGCCAGGUCCUAGCAAGAAGACAGAGCAGAAGAAGAAGGACAAAGUCAUUGAGGACAAAACUUUCGGGCUGAAGAACAAAAAGGGCAACAAGCAGCAAAAGUUCAUCCAGCAAGUGCAGAAGCAGGUGCAAUCCGGUGGACAGCAUCCUCGGCAGGAUGGCGACAAGCGCAAGGAGGAAAAGGACAAGAAGCUGGCUGAACAGCGCGAGAUGGCCCUGCUCUUCAAGCCGGUGCAGACCCAGAAGGUCGACAAGGGCACCGAUCCCAAGUCGGUUGUUUGUGCCUUCUUCAAACAGGGCCUUUGCACCAAGGGUGACAAGUGCAAGUUCUCUCACGAUCUCUCACAGGAGAACAAGGUCGAGAAACGCUCAAUCUACGUGGACAUGCGUGACGAGGACGAUCCGAUGACCAACUGGGACGAUGCCAAGCUCAAGGAGGUGGUUGAGAAGAAGAGCUCCGGUGAAAAGCAGCGUCCCACCACGGAUAUCAUCUGCAAGUUCUUCUUGGAGGCCGUGGAAAAGUCCAAGUACGGUUGGUUCUGGGAAUGCCCUAAUGGCGGCAAGUGCAUCUAUCGGCACGCCUUGCCAGCCGGCUAUGUGCUGAAGCGUGACAAGAAGAAGGAAGAGAAGCCCACGGAAAUCUCGCUGGUCGAUCUGAUUGAGAAGGAGCGCGCUGCUCUGGGCCCCAACCAGACUCGAGUCACCCUGGAGUCCUUCCUUGCCUGGAAGAAGCGCAAAUUGUCUGAGAAAAAGGCCAAGCUGGUCGCCGAGGAGGAGCGCAAGAAGAACGACUUCAGCAAGGGCAAACAGUUCGGCAUAUCGGGUCGUGAGAUGUUCAGCUUCAAUCCCGACCUGGUCGACGAUGGGCCAAUGGAGGAGGGUGAUGCUGCCUUCGAUAUUUACAAGCGCGAGGACGAUGACGACGAUAACGCCGUCGAGUUCAAGGAACUUGAUCUGGCCGCUCUAUCGCUGGCCGCCCAGGAGGUUGACGGCUCGGGCACCAUUGCCUCUACCACUCGACUACUGGAUCAGGCAACGGAAGCAGCAAAAACCGCCGCUGCCGAAGAUGCAGCGGCCGAUGAGGAUGGCGCUUCUUCAUCUGCACCCGCCAACGAUGCUGCCCCCAUCAACAAGGAUCUCUUUGUUGAUCUGGCUGGCGAACUGGAUGAUUUAGAUUUGGAGGAUGAGGACGAUGACUAGUCCUCCGAGUAUUUUGUUUGAGAACGAGUUCAUAAAAUGAUUUCUGCCUUUUAGCUACCUUCAAUUAAUAAAGUUGUGGCUUUCAAUUGUUGCAUUUCUGGAAAUGAA